Venturia canescens is the source of this 807-nucleotide messenger RNA. RefSeq names its product transmembrane protein 199. The record is from RefSeq and is a predicted model, not a curated record. Gene Ontology annotation, biological process: vacuolar proton-transporting V-type ATPase complex assembly. NCBI's taxonomy places the organism in Eukaryota, Metazoa, Arthropoda, Insecta, Hymenoptera, Ichneumonidae. The transcript has 2 exons. Gene Ontology annotation, cellular component: endomembrane system. Bases 9 to 668 code for a protein of 219 amino acids.
AGAAAAAAAUGCCUGUCGAACCGAUCGAAAAUCCUUCUCUGACGAUCAAACCCAGUCCAAAGCUCGCAGACUUUGUCGUAAAAAAUGUGAAAAUCGAAAAUGCACCACAAAAUAUAAUUAACUUGAAAAAGUCUUCAAAAAGCAAAAGAGCCGAAAUUUUAUUGAGCCUCGAUGACGUCAAAUGGCUCGAUCAAUAUCUGAAGGAAUACCGCAAAUUCAACGAUGAAAAAGUCUACAUACACGAGUUUCUCGAAAAUGUUGAUAUCAAUUUGCCCGAACCGAAAAUCACGCCUAGAGAUCCAGUGCUCGAAGAAAGAAUAAAAAAAUUAACGUCGCAACAACAUGCUCGAGAAUACAGCGCGAUGACAAAAGGCGUCGAUUCCGCUAGGAAAAGGCUACCGGAAGACACAAUCGCUUAUCAAAUGAAACAAAUAAAUCGUCAGUUAAUAGCAGUUGCCCAAUUUGUCAUAUCUGUUCUGGCUGGUUUCGCAUUUGGGUUUAUUGGCGUUGAAUUACUCGUGGGAAAUUUGGAUUUCGGGUUUAGACUACUCCUUGGAAUAAUCUGCGCCCUUGUUAUAGCCUUAGCGGAAAUUUAUUUCCUGGCUAAGAAACUGAACGAAGAUCACAUUGAAGAAAUGACGAGCUAUACAAAAUUUCAUCAAGAGUAAUAUUUUUAUUUAUCUGAACAUGAAUUCGGAUCAACGGCCAUGAAAAUUUGCAAACAAUGCCAAUUCCAUGUUCAACUUCAUCGACGCUGCUGAACUGAGUAUUGUUUGUAUAAAUAUAAAAUAAAUAAUACAAAACCAA